GCCGGGGUCUUCAUGGUGAUUUUUGCGUAUAACAGAAUUCAGUAUUUACAUCGAGGUUGUGACAUCCAAAUCUUGCACUUUGAUAUCAAGCCUCAUAAUAUUCUUCUCGAUGAAAAUUUCAAUCCCAAAAUUUCUGAUUUUGGCCUUGCAAAAUUACGUGCUGCUGAUGAUAGUAUUGUGACUAUGACUGCUGCAAGGGGAACUUUGGGUUACAUGGCUCCCGAAUUGUUUUACAAAAAUAUUGGCGGUGUUUCAAAUAAAGCAGAUGUGUAUAGUUUCGGGAUGUUGCUGCUGGAAAUGGCAGGGCAAAGGAAAAAUUUGAAGCCAAUGGUGGACCAAAUUAGCCAGAUAUACUAUCUUUCAUGGAUCUAUGAUCAAAUAAGCAACGGAAAGGAGAUCGAAAUGGAAGAUGCCAGUAAGGAUGAAAGGAAGUUGGCAAAGAAGAUGAUCAUUGUAGCAAUGUGGUGUAUACAAAUGAAACCAAGUGACCGUCCUUCAAUGAACAAAGUUCUCGAAAUGCUGGAAGGAGACACUGGACUUCUGGUGAUGCCUCCUAAACCUUUAAUCUGUCCACAAUAGACUCCAAUCGAGGAUCCAUAACUCCGUCAAAUGUCUUCAAACUUUUGUGUGAUAUCGUAGUUUAUUUAAGAAUCACAACUAGAUGUCUUUAAAUUGUGAUAUUCUGUAGCCCAAAUAAUUUGUAGAGCAAUUCAGUAGCAACACAUAUGUUUUCUGGAUCAGUAAUAAU
Molecule: messenger RNA, 748 nt
Organism: Daucus carota subsp. sativus
Lineage: Eukaryota; Viridiplantae; Streptophyta; Magnoliopsida; Apiales; Apiaceae
Product: rust resistance kinase Lr10-like
Exons: 1
Coding region: 13-579 (188 amino acids)
Biological process (GO): protein phosphorylation
Molecular function (GO): protein kinase activity; ATP binding
Source: RefSeq, a predicted model, not a curated record